Neocloeon triangulifer is the source of this 936-nucleotide messenger RNA. Its product is annotated as heat shock protein hsp-16.2-like. NCBI's taxonomy places the organism in Eukaryota, Metazoa, Arthropoda, Insecta, Ephemeroptera, Baetidae. The record is from RefSeq and is a predicted model, not a curated record. Gene Ontology annotation, molecular function: protein folding chaperone. Gene Ontology annotation, biological process: response to heat; protein refolding. The transcript is spliced from 3 exons. Bases 186 to 698 code for a protein of 170 amino acids.
CAGGGGAUGCACUUGAUAAACAUUGCAGGGAGCGCUGCCGGCUGGAAUCAUUUUUGUUCUGUAAUAUUCUAGAAACUUUUCUUAGCGUGGGUAUAAAUACUGCCGGCACCACUUCUCUGCUGCACACUUUCAAAUUUCAAAGAGUUUUUUGUCAGAAAAGGAAAAACAACCGAGCAACUUCAAAAAUGUUCCGAGUGGUCAAAUCUGCUUUGCCGGUCGUGGCACGUGCUCAGUUUGUUCCGGCCCAGAGAACCUUCUGGGGCCUUCCAAGCAGGACCGUAAAUCGCAUGAUAAGAGACAUGGACCGUCAGAUGGACCAUUUUGACUCAUUCUUCAGGUACUCACCCCUGAUGCAAAUGCUCCCUCGUUCUAUGCCCUUGGAGGCGGCCGAGACCUCUGGCAACACGUACCGCAUCAACCUGGACGUCUCCAGCUUCAAACCCGAGGACAUCAAGGUGAGCCUCAAAGACCGCGUCCUCACCAUCGACGCCAAGAUGGAGAAAAAGUCUGAGGACGGCAGCCGCUUCUACCAGGAGAUGAGUCGUCUCUACACCCUUCCAGAAAGUGUGGAGGUCUCCAACCUCAAGUCCCUGCUCAGUAACGAGGGCGUGCUGUGCAUCGAAGCCCCCAUUUCUGGAGAGGUCGAGAAGCCCAAGGAAAUUCCCAUCAGCCGCACUGAGGAAAUUGCAGCCAAGUAAAAUUUAAAUGCGAUCUGAAAUUCAAUUAGUUCUCAAGGGUUUUCUAUCCUAAAUAUCCAUUAAUUUUUGCAUUAUAUAUGUCAUACAUACUCGCAAUCAAGACUUAAGAGAAUAAGAGGCUGCAUUCGUAAAAUUUUGUUUUUUGUGAACUUCAUUUUAAAUAAUUGUGCCAGAAAUUGUUCAUGAAUUGUAUUUUUUCUCCAAAUCGAUUUGAAUAAAAUUGCAUAUUAGUAGUUUA